This is a messenger RNA of Rhagoletis zephyria (snowberry fruit fly), 438 nucleotides long. RefSeq lists its product as uncharacterized. NCBI's taxonomy places the organism in Eukaryota, Metazoa, Arthropoda, Insecta, Diptera, Tephritidae. The record is from RefSeq and is a predicted model, not a curated record.
AUGUUCGCAGAUGAAAAUUAUAGGCUGCAAAUAAUUGGCGAGGUUCUAAAGGACCAAGACAGCACGAAGCUGAUGCUAUCGUUGCUGCAGGAGCUUCAGCCGAAGGUGAGGAAAUCGGUGCAAGUAAAAAAUAAAACCAAGAUGUGGAAGAUUAUAGAGGAGAGAAUGGCGUUUGAGGGCUAUAAUUUUUCAAGCGUACAGAUUGAAAACAAGUUUCGCGGCCUGGAGGGACAAUUUAAAAAGCGAUGCUGCAUAAUAGGCGAACGGGCAGCAACAGGGAAACUUGUCCUUAUCAAAGUGAGUUGAAUGAUAUUUUGGGGAAAAGGCAUUCAGUAAACCCCAGUUAUUCCUUGCAAAGUACAGACGUAACCGAGCCUUAUUUGUCCGAGAGCGCUUCCGACUUGGAUCAAACAAUGCAAGGUAGUGCUUUUUGGUAAC